AGUAACCAAAGAGGGGGUGGGAAUAAUAAACGCUAGGCGUGUCGGCGUCUGUUUUGACACGAAAACUCGAAACUUUUUAGUAAAAUCAAGUGUCUUCCAUACAAACAUUCAUCUACACUGUUAAGGGAUUUAAGAAAAUUGUAAUUUUUACUUGAGUAUGUUAGGAGUGAGGGAAAAAUCGAAUGUGCCGAUGUGGAAAAGGCUUUCGGCCGAUGGCGUGUCAUCACGCAAUUCCUAAAAAGCUCACGGUCUCUUAUCCCUUUGUAAAUGCUGUGCUGGUUCACGUGCGAAUGAGGUAAUGCGCUCAUAUGGGGUAGCGCUAGGGCGGUAGCCUAUGCCGGGGUAUGGAGACGGAGAGCGUAAAAUCUGGGGCUAGCGAGCAUAGCCACAGCCAUCAUAGCCGGGGCUCGCAAAAGCACCAUAGGUCUCACAGUAACAAGGGUCAUCACAGACAACAUUCCCAUCGAUCUAGCAGGAGUAGUCGAGGCCAGAGAAAAGAGAGACACAAUUUGGAUUCCAGUGAAAUGGCACCCUUUCAAACGACUGUUAAUGUCAGGGGCGACAGUGUGGAUAAUUUAGGCCAAGAAGUUAUAGAAGUACAGAUAUUGCCCCAAGAUGAAAAUUGGGGUGAAAAUACAACUGCUGUAACAGGAAACACAUCCGAUCGGUCAGAAUCGACUGAGGAUAUAAGUCAUUGGCCCAAUGAAAACGAUGGUUCAUUUGGGUUUACAUGUAAUCGAUAUGUAGGCCCAGUAAUAGCCAUGAUACUAGGAUUAAGUGCUUUUUUAAGUCCUAUAGCCAUGGUUGUUUUACCAAAGUUGGGAUUUUUCCCUGAUUCCACUAGUGUGCUGACUUUACAACAGAGAUUACAACUAUUAUCUUGUAAUGCAGAAUGUAAGGGACAAUUACUGGGUCUGGCAUUUAAGCUAGUUCUAUUAGGAAUAGGCUGCUGGGCUGUGUUUUUAAGGCCAGGAAAUGCUACCAUGCCACGUGUCUUUCUUUUUCGAGCUGGAGUACUUGUUCUCACUUUACUCUGCAUUUGCACUUACUGGCUCUUCUAUGUUGUACAGGUAACAGAGAGCGCUAAGACUGCAGCAAACGGUGAAAUCACAGAGUACAAAAGUUUAGUGAGUUAUGCAGGGACUCUUGCUGACACACUCCUCUUUGUACAUUAUGCUGCUGUACUAUUGAUAGAGAUCCGCCAUCUACAACCCACCUUUUAUCUUAAAGUAGUAAGAUCACCAGAUGGUGAAUCGAGAUCAUAUGCAAUCGGACAACUGUCAAUUCAAAGGGCUGCGGUCUGGGUUCUAGAAAGGUAUUAUACCGAAUUCCCUAUCUACAACCCGUACCUGGAACGGUUGCCUGUCUCAAAAUCAGGUAGGAAACAGUCAAGCUUCAAAUUUUAUGAAGUCGAUGGUGGAGUUGGAACGGGUGUACAACAACGUGGAGCUGGUGGUGACAGAGCCGUUCUAGCCGCUCAAGCGCGUAGAAGAGAUUCCAGUCACAACGAGCGUUUCUACGAGGAACACGACUAUGAUCGUCGAGUACGAAAGAGAAGAGCCCGAUUAAUAACUGCUGCAGAAGAGGCCUUUGCACACAUUAAACGAUUGCAUUCCGAAGCGGAAUCCGCUCCGAAUCCUGGCCCGAUGGAUCCCAUGGAAGCUGCGCAAGCGGUGUUUCCAUCGAUGGCUCGAGCCUUGCAAAAGUACCUGAGGGUGACGCGGCAACAACCACGACACUCUGUUGAAUCCAUUUUAGGCCGAUUGGCAAGAUGCCUCGCACAGGAUGCUGCUCCACGCGCAUUUCUCGAGCCUUUCUUUACUACGAGUCCAGUGCUCUCAAACGAGAAGGAGCGACAAAGAAAAUCACACCAUUGGGCCCUUGUAUGCGAGGGUGAACUACCCUCUCGGCCUUUGGCACCUGGUUGUGAGUUUCAACUCAGACAAGGAGAAGUAGCUCUUCUCUGCACGGCUCAUAGGUUGCCACAUUUCAAUCUGACUGAACAGCUGGCUCAUCCUAAGUCUAAUAAGUUUCUUCUGAGGCUGAAUUCCGAGACAUCUGUUUAAUAGUAAUUUAUCACUUUAUCUUCUAUUUUUUCUGUUUCUUCACAUCUUCCAUAUAGUAAGGAGGUAUACCUCGUACUACUGAUCGAGAUGAAAUACUCAAAUAUCUAUUGUCAUGUUGCUCUUAUCGUUGCAAAUUGUACAGUGAUACAUGACAAUGGUGAUACAUAGUGUUAGGCAGUGAUACGUAUUAUAUUAUAUACGUACUAUAUUAUUUUGUCGUUGGUUAAGAAAACGAAUCAGACAGUUAGUACUCAGAACUUUUCUAACGGGGAACAGAAAGAUAUUCCUGGUAAUGGAAUAUAUCCAUUAUUCGCCCUGUUUCUUACAUGCUCGUAAAAGAAUUAAGCAAUGAUGCUCGGCGGGCAUUCUUAGAAAAUCAUCUUCACAUUUCUGUCUAUAACCCAUUCUUAGUUUUUACAUAUCAAUAAGUUAUUACGCAAUUAAGUCGUGUAUAUUUAAAUGAACGUCGCCCGACGUUCUUAAAAUAAUCAUUAGAUUACUUUUCAAUUUGUUGAGACGUUUAAAGCCUUCACUUGACUUUAAAAGCGUCGCAAAGGUACUUAUAAGUUCUUAAAAACUCGGUGACUCGUAAUAUGUAAACUCUUACAAAUUUUUCAAUGGCUGCUGUGUAUCUUUAAUACAAAAAUUCGUUUUUUACACAUUCAAUCGCUAAUGCCGUUAUGAAUGUAUUUCAGAUAAGACGUGUUGAUUAAUUUUAUAAAUCAAAACUUAAGCUAUGCCUAGAUUAAUUGGAAAUAUGUGUGCUUAUCGUUAUCAUCAUCAGAUGCACGCUAAGUAUCAAUGUUACUCAAGCUGGAUGGACCAUAAGUAUUUUAAUUACUUUUUUAAUGGUCCUUCGUACAAUCCUUUUGUCAUUAGGCAUGUUCAGCAGAAACAACGCUGAGGUAGCUGAUACAUUUGAUUGGUCAAAUAUUACAUGGUCGCAAGAUUUACGAUAAAAAAAUCAGUCAAAAGCUCUUGCUGUCUUUAGUGCUGUUUCUGCUGAACAUAAUCAUUCAAAUGCCGAUUACUAAAUUGAUGACAAUUUAAUGCACCGGCACUCAAACUAAUAGCCUCUCACUGCCUUGAUACAUUGAGAUUCGAGAGGAUCUGUGUAACUUAAUGAUAUUUGUAGAGCUACAGUUUAGAAUUUGAUAAGAGAUUAGCAGUAUUUUUCAUAGCCACAUAUCAGGAAUAUCAGAACAGGACUACACUGCUUGGCUCAUGUCUAUUUGAUUGAAUGAAAUGAAUUGUAAUUAAGGUAAAUAAGUCGACUAGAGCAUUAAAAACACCCGUAGGCGGUAAUACUUGUAAGAUACUACAAACAUUUUUAUACUUGUGCAUUUUUGUGACUACACGAACGCUGCUAGUUGGCGUAGCUUUUUUAUGCGAUUUUUUUUAUUUAUGUGUGCGAGUGAUAUGACAGUGUAUCUAUUGAUUCACCAAUAAAUGAAAUUUAAUGUAUAA
Molecule: messenger RNA, 3533 nt
Organism: Cephus cinctus (wheat stem sawfly)
Lineage: Eukaryota; Metazoa; Arthropoda; Insecta; Hymenoptera; Cephidae
Gene: Vang
Product: vang-like protein 1
Exons: 4
Coding region: 345-2066 (573 amino acids)
Biological process (GO): Wnt signaling pathway, planar cell polarity pathway; multicellular organism development; establishment of planar polarity
Cellular component (GO): plasma membrane
Source: RefSeq, a predicted model, not a curated record